Molecule: messenger RNA, 267 nt
Organism: Brettanomyces bruxellensis
Lineage: Eukaryota; Fungi; Ascomycota; Pichiomycetes; Pichiales; Pichiaceae
Gene: MIC10
Product: Mitochondrial inner membrane organizing system component
Exons: 1
Coding region: 1-267 (88 amino acids)
Cellular component (GO): mitochondrial inner membrane; MICOS complex; mitochondrion
Source: RefSeq, a predicted model, not a curated record
AUGUCGCAGGCAGCACCGAAAGUGGCAGUUGAUAGCAAGUCAUCCGUCCCAUCAUCCGAAAUUAUCAGUUCGAAGUGGGAUGUUGUGAUUUCUAACGCAAUUGUGAAGACAGGACUUGGAUUUGGUGCCGGUAUCUUGCUUUCGGUACUUUUCUUCAAAAAGAGAAGUUUUCCGAUUUGGCUUGGAACCGGUAUAGGUCUUGGCAAGGCCUGGUCUGAAGGUGAUAGCGUGUUUAGAGGUGCAGGUGUGCGCGAUGUGCAUGCAUAG